Cryptotermes secundus is the source of this 5827-nucleotide messenger RNA. It is a transcript of the gene MnM, whose product is annotated as titin homolog. NCBI's taxonomy places the organism in Eukaryota, Metazoa, Arthropoda, Insecta, Blattodea, Kalotermitidae. The record is from RefSeq and is a predicted model, not a curated record. The coding region runs from base 100 to 4614 and encodes 1504 amino acids. Gene Ontology annotation, molecular function: protein binding. The transcript is spliced from 9 exons.
GCUAGCGCAGCUGAGAGCGGCUAAUUCUGUGUUGGCGGGACACCGAGUCGGCAUGUAAGAGACGGGAGAGGAUAGCCGUCUGGUCGCCAAGCUGUUGUCAUGGGCAACGCCCCGGCCAAGGGGCCGCAACAGAAGAACAAGGCUCAGAAGAAAUAUGUGCACUGGGACCAAGCAGUGCCACCGUGGCCCCCCGGGAAACCGCACCUCGUCCCCGGAUCUCCCAAUACCCAGCCGAACGUUGUGACGAUCCGGUGGGAUCCACCACCUGAUGAUGGAGGCGCCCCGAUCACAGGGUACGUGGUGGAGCACCGCAAGGCGGGGACGCCGAACUGGAUUCGUGCCACGACGGAUCUGGUGCUGCAGCCGGAGCUGGAGCUGAGUGGCCUUGAGCCAGGAUGGCGCUACCAGUUCCGGGUAACUGCAGAGAAUGCGGCGGAUCUGCUGUCGGAUCCAGGGGAGCUGUCGCAGCCUCUAACUGUUGCCCGAGCAUACCGUCCUGCCACAAUGGCGCCGCAGUUCAGCCUCGAGCUCCGGGACACGGUGACCCUAGAAAACGAAAAGGCCCAGUUUAUUGUUCACUUCCACGGGAUACCAACCCCUAAAAUUGCGUGGUACAAGGACAGUUUUGAGAUUUUUAGCAGCAGGAGGAUGCGAGUCAUUGUCGAGAACGAUAUGAGUUCUCUUAUUAUCCACCAGACGGCGUUCUCGGACGAAGGAGAAUACAAAUGCGCGGCAACCAACCGCGCAGGCCACAUUAUCACCAAGGCCAAGUUACGGCUAGAAGCGCCUCCUCGUAUUCGCAUACCGCGCCAAUAUGAGGACGGCCUCAUCUUUGAGAAGGACGAGGUAAUCCGCUUGAAGGUGUCAGUGGCAGGGCGGCCUCUGCCUCGGGCCACGUGGUACCACAACGGUGAGCCGAUCCCUUUCGGAGGACGCUACGAGGUGAGCAACACUGAUCGUUCCUCCGGGCUUAGGAUCUCCGAGGCUCGGCGAGCAGACCGUGGCGAGUACCAGGUGCGUGCCAGCAGCCGACUCGGAGAACACGUCGUGUCCUUCCUGGUUACCGUCACAGACCGCCCAUUGCCACCCGGAAGAGCAGUCGUGGUGUCUGUUGCGGGCCGCUCUGUGACCCUGUCUUGGUCGGAGCCAGACGACGACGGUGGCUGCAAGAUUGGCAACUACAUCGUCGAGUAUUAUAGGCUCGGAUGGAACGUGUGGUUGAAGGCUGCCACCUGCCGUCACCUGACGACCACCCUGGCAGAUCUGAUUGAAGGGUCCGAGUACAAGUUCCGAGUGAAGGCGGAAAACCCUUACGGUGUCAGCGACCCUAGUCUCGAAUCAGAAGCCGUGUUUGUUCCUGAUCCGAAACGAGGGUUGUUGGAGCCCCCAGCUCGAGGUAUCGGAAACCGAACUGACAUUCCCCUGCCUGACCAACCGGACAACAAGCAACGGGAACAUAAGCGUUCAAAAGAUUCCUUAGUGGGGAAGGACAAAGAGACACAGGAGAUUAACAAGAGUAAGGAAAAUGAGGAGAAGAUUGUAGUUUCUGACAAAGAAGCUGUUGACAGGAAGAAAUUAAAGAGCGAGUUAACUGAAAGGAUUGAAGAGAGACGUUCAGUAAAUCAACACGAAAUUCCAGAUGUUACAAGAAGGAAGAAUAGAGAGAGCGAAAUUCCUGAAGCUGUGAGAAGGCAAAGAGAGACCAGUAGAGAUGAGCUGGAAUUAGAGAAUAUCUGGACCCCACGGCCUCGAUCUUGGGAAGCCCCGACAGAAUCCGAGAAGGGUUUGAAGGCCUCGCUACAAUUUUCUGUUGCCAGAAGACGAGAGAGCUCUGGGGAACACGACUCUGGCGUGUCGGAGGGGAGUUUCAAUGACGGCAAGCAGAAUUUCACAUCUCCACUCCUUCCUCGAGAGGACGACAGUCUUCUGCAUGGCAGUUCUGAAUUGAUGCUAGUCCUCCUGCCUGAGACAAGGGACAUGCGCAGUGAAAAAGAUGCCGAACGGAACACGAAUUUCGCGAUUUUCGGGGAUUCCAGUAUACCGCCUCCGCUGUCUCUGUCGGCUCCGGAGAUUGGAGGUGGUGAGCCUUGGGUGACCUCUCCAUUGCGGAAUGCUGUCAGCUCCACAGAGCUCCUUCACGAGCAGGCCAUGGCGAGAUUCUACCAGGCAGUGGCUGCGGAGGAGGCGGAAAAGGCGCGGCAGAGGAAGGAGGUCACGAACGAAAAAUCUGCAGAGCCUUCCAUCAGUUGGAAAGUAGCUGUAGAGUUUUCUAGGAAAGUGCAGGAACAUCCACCAAUACAAGAGCUGACGUGGCACCAAAGAAAGCAAAGGACAGUGCAAGACAGGCGGGCCAGUUUGGAAGCCGCGUCUCAUACGACGAGAUCAUUGCCACAGCCUGAGUUUGACAUGAAGUCGACACUGAGCCGGAAGGAGCCUGCUAAAAUUACCACUGAGGAAGAAGAGGAUACAGUGUUUGAAGCGAUACGGAUAAAAACAGCAACUGAAGUAGCUGAAAGUAAAUAUCACUCCACUUUGGGUCACAGGGAAGAGGAAAGGAUUAAAACAAAAGCACGUGAAAAGGGGGAAGAAAUACAGGAAAGAGACUGGAAAGUGAAAUUUCAAGAAGAGGACGAGGGGGAUGUUGAGGAGGAAGAAUUAGGAGAAGAAUUAUAUGAAGAUGAAGAAUUAGAAGAAGAAGAAUCAUUAGAAGAGGAGAGCAGUGAAUUUGACGAAGAAGAAGAGCUGUACAAGAGUAUGGAAGAAGAAGAGGAGAUAUACCAUCCUAGCAGCUUAGGCACCCGCCACAUUGAAAGGUUCGCCGAACAGGAAGACGAUACUUAUCAUCCAAGGGAUAUGGUUCCUUAUGCGUCUAGUGUAGAGGUUCCUCUGGCAAGAGCCUCAGAGUGGCAACAUACAGCAUGGUCCACCGACGAUGCCACUACUGCCCUAAAAUCUAUCUUGAAGCACAACAGCAAAUUCCAAGAGGACUUGGAAGAUACGAGACACGAGUUGUCUAUACGAGAACUGGAACGCAGUCCUCCGAAGUCAUUUCGAGAGAGUCUACCGAAAGACUUGGUGCCUUCUUCUAUUUCUGAGAGACAUUCUCACUGGCCAUCAUCUCCUUUCGAGCCACGGAGUCCUGAACUGCCUCAACCUGUAGAACAACAAGUAUAUAAUGCAGAAGAAUUUCGAGUGCAGGACGAUAUAAGAUCAAUACCUUCAAAAUCCGCACCUUUCUUACAGCAGAUCGCUAGUUCUACAAUCGAAUCUCGGAUUUCACCAACAAGACCUAACACCCAUAUAGCAGCUCCCAUCAUCUUUGCAACAGAAAGAACCAUCCACACAGGAACACCGGCUGCUUUAUCCGCAGAAGCGUCCAAGAAUAAACUAAUGCUAAUAAGUAAAUCCUCUAACGAAGAGGACACAGAGGCGAGUAGAGCGGUGGCCGACUACUACGGAGACAUCAUUCGUGAUCAUGCUCGUCCGAAGAAAACUAUCAGACAGUACCUCAACACUGCGGAAAUGAAGGCUGCUGCUUCGAUGUCACAGAACCAGGGGGAAAAUUUACCGACACCCACUCCUCAGGUAUCGCGAACACCAGAGGCAGAACCAGAGUUAGAAUUUAGUUUGGAGGAGCAAGUAGUUACAGCAGAGCAGAGUUCAUAUAACAAAUUUACUGCUCAAGUUACAGCAGAGAAGGGUGCACCUGACAGACACACUGCUCCAGUUACAGCAGAGAAGAGUGCACGUAACAGAUACACUGCUCCAGUUACGGCAAAGCAGAGCACGCAUGACAGAUACACUGCUCCAGUUACAUCAGAGCAGAGUUCAUAUAACAAAUUUACUGCUCCAGUUACAGCAGAGCAGAGCACACAUGACAAAUACACUGCUCCAGUUAUAGCAGAGCAGAGCACGCAUGACAGAUACACUGCUCCAGUUACAGCAGAGAAGAGCACACAUGACAGAUACACUGCUCCAGUUACUGCAGAGAAGCAUGCGCGUGACAGAUAUACAGCUCCAGUUACAGCAGAGAAGAAUACAUAUGACACAUACACAGCUCCUACUACAACAAAGAAAAGUGCAUCUGACAGAUAUACUGGUCCAGUUACAGCAGAGCAGAAUUUAUAUGGUGGAUACGCUUCUCCAAUUACAGCAGAGCAGAGAGAAUAUGAUAGAUGUAUUACUCCAGUUCAGCAACCACCAACACGGUGUAGAAAAUCCAGAACUCCUGAUCUUGUUCGCAGUCGACAAUCUUCGAAAGAUCGUUCUCGUGUGCCUUCAACAGAGCGAUUUCCUGCCGAACUGCCCAGACGCUUUCCAGGCUUCGAACACCGUUUCUUCCCGGAGAGGCAUGGACCCGAAGAACCCGAGAAUUCGCGUGCCGUCUUUCCUAAGCAGGAUGAACAGUUGCAAGUGGCAAAAAGGAAAUGGCGCUCAGUUGUCGGCUACCUUGCAGACUUCGCCAUGUUUCUCGUGGCUUGUUGGCUGUACGCCUUCAAGGAUGAACGCCUAGCAAUUCCAGUCCUAGUCCUCAUGGUAUACCGACAAUUGCAAAAAGCCAUACAGAGAAGAUUACCAAAAUUACCUUCAUUACCUUGGAAACGGAGCAGUUAAUAAUACUGCAGACAUUAUGCAUAUCUGGAACUGUGAUUGUGUCAAGUUUCGUUUUGACUUAUUCCAUUAAACUGAACUUUGUAUGCAACAGAGCCAGUCAUCAGGGGGCUAAAUCUGUACAUGUAUCUUGUGGUCCAAUUAAUGGUAGUUUGCAGCAGCGAGUGGCGCCGUACUCCUUACAGUUCUCCUUGUAUAUGAAAAGUUUCUUUUAGACUAAUUUACUUAAAAAAUCUCUAAGAUUUCUUUUCAUUAGUUCAAGGUACAAUGCUAAGCUUGUCGAUGAACUGGAGACUGGUUAGUCUGUUAGUUGUGUAGCUGUAGAAAGUAAGGUCGGGAGGGGUAGAAGUUCUGUACCUCUCGUCAAAGUUGUAAUAAAAUUAACGUAAAAACGCUCCGUCUGUUGCAGCGCAACACGUUUAUCACGAAUAAUAACUAAAGAAAAUAUUAAUAUAUUUGUUUUAUUAUUCAACUAAUUUUAAUUUCCAGAAAUUCAAUAUAUUUUCGGACAGAUGCAAUAAUUUUACUGAUCGAUUGAUGGGCCAAAUAUGAAGAAGUGGUGUGGCUCUUCACUAGAGUGCCUUUUUCAAAUCUUAAUAAUUCUACAGUUAUUCUGAUACAUUUACCUACAUAUGUAAAUAUAAAACUUUAUGUAAUAUCUCCAGCAGUUGCAUUUACCGAAGUCACUGCAACGUGCAAAGUUCUGACAUUGUAUCAAUGUUACGUCACUCUAAAUCAAAUGGAUAUUGGCAAUAUACUUGUGCAUAGAAUAUCUCAAAGGUAGCAGGCGUACAUCCAGCUGAAUAAUACAUUAGUUGCACCAUUUCCUUAUCUUAAAGACGUGCAAAUCACGGUCUCCAAUUGUGAGUGAAAAGCGCCCUAAUCUUAAUCCAGAAUUCCUUUCCAUUUAAUAAAUUUUAAUUUUGUGCUGGCGAUUUUCUUGUAUUUUAAGGAACCCCAGCAGAUUCCAGAAAUUAGUUAUUGGACCUGGCAAGGUAAGAAAUAAAGUUUUCUGCCCAUGCUACCUAAAAUGGUUUGCGAAGAAAGACACAAUAUGCCAGUGUUAUGUUCACGUUCUUAAAAAAUGUAUUCUACAAAUUAAAGAAUGAGUUUAUAAGUCCAUAGUUAUUAGAUCCCAGUCGAAGUGUAACAAGAUUGUGUAAGUAUAUUUAUGUAUUAUUGUUCAAACGGUCAAUAAAUAUGGCGUUAAAAUUAA